AGGAAGAGGAGGACAUAUAGCUAUAAAUGGUCAUGAUACGAGCAUGCAUGUUCAACUUGUAGAGAGAGAUGGCAUUAAGUGGUAAAAAAGUUGCUCAGUUUGACAUUAAAUCAGACUGUGAUGUCUUUCACGAGCUAUGGAAGACAAACCCACACCAUAUUCCCACCUUGAGCCCGACUACAUACCAAAACUGUCAAACUCUUGAAGGUGAAGCUGGAACUGUGGGCUGUGUUCUCUUGUGGCAUUAUUUUCAUGAUGGCAAAGAUAGCACUGUAAAAACGUUAAUCCAUGAAAUUGAUGAGGCAAAAAAGUCGAUCACCUUCAAGGCACUGGAUGGUAGUGAUAUCUUGGAAUUCUAUAAGACCUUUGUUGUGCAUGUUCAUGUAGACACACAUGGUUCAGACAACCUUGUCACAUGGACUAUUGAGUAUGAGAAGCUGAAUCCUGAUGUUCCUGAUCCGGAUACGCUUUUGGAAUUCUUCAAGAAGGUUACCAAAGACAUAGAGGCUCACCAUCUCAAAAAUUAAAGAAAUCAAGAUCUCAUACUUGAUUUUGGAUGUAUCAAUGUUGUGCUGCCUCGUUAUGUUAUGUACUUAUGCUGUGUUGUGUUAUGUUUAUUAGUUGUGUGUUAUAUGUAAUAAAAGCAUUUUAUUUUAAUUGCAAUAUUUCGUUACUAAACUUCAA
This is a messenger RNA of Lactuca sativa (garden lettuce), 684 nucleotides long. Its product is annotated as kirola. NCBI's taxonomy places the organism in Eukaryota, Viridiplantae, Streptophyta, Magnoliopsida, Asterales, Asteraceae. The record is from RefSeq and is a predicted model, not a curated record. Gene Ontology annotation, biological process: defense response.